Chaetomium strumarium is the source of this 1050-nucleotide messenger RNA. RefSeq lists its product as uncharacterized. The transcript is spliced from 4 exons. NCBI's taxonomy places the organism in Eukaryota, Fungi, Ascomycota, Sordariomycetes, Sordariales, Chaetomiaceae. Bases 1 to 1050 code for a protein of 349 amino acids. The record is from RefSeq and is a predicted model, not a curated record.
AUGGAGACCCCUGUACCGUACGGUUGUAGCCCCGGGAACGCGUCGCCUACAUUAGUUGGAAUUCGCUAUGUAGGCGAUGGUUUGAGUUCUGCUCUCUUCUCUUUCCAUUACAACGGAGUGCCCUUCCAUAUUGUGGCGGCCAACCCCGAGGACCACGCUGGCGGCGAGACCCUGGUCCCUCCACGAUACGAUUUCGCCGAUUCUGUUGAAGGCAGAAUCUUACAAACAAUAUAUGCUCUCUCCCAGCAGUUCGACGAAGCGGAUGCCGACAAAGCGAGGAAGCGUCUCGAGGAGCAGUUUGCCGACUUGGCCGCGAUGCUUUACCCCGUAACACAUACACUGCAGGUCCUUACGGACUUCGGGCAGAGCGAGCUGGCGUUUACGUGCCGCAUUAUGGACGGCUACCCUGUGAUUCCAGAGCCCGUUUCCGAGCACUGGCUGCGUGCGAUAGGGCUCGACCUAACAGCAACAAACGUUCCGAUCGUCGAUGCGUCGCAAGUCUUCCUAGUCUGUCACUUACAAGGCCUCGCCUGGAAAGUGACAAUGGCCGGGGAAGUGAUGGUUUGCAAAACUACCAACGAAAGCAUGCGGGGACUCGACAUCGCGGCCGAGCUGGGAACUCUUCUCAGGAUCAGAAGCGCUAACGCACGGCUGAGUGUUCCGGAGUUGAAAGCAAUCGUAGUCUCCCGCCGGGGCGUGGUCGGGAUCCUCCGAUUCCCGAACGCCGGCGAUCUAUACCAUCUGUUGGCCCGCAUCGGCCUAGGAGACACGCUGGCCGAACGCACGAUCUCCUUCAGGCGAAUGUGGGCCUUACAAAUCUGGGACACCAAGAAGGCGCUAUCCAAGCUGGGUAUCUGGCCUUGGUAUGACCUCAGGACAGAUAACAUCAUCAUCAACGAGGACGGGGAUGCAGUCCUGCUCGGGCUCGGCGGAAGGAACGAGCUCCCCUGGGUAUGCCAUUACCCGGAUGGAAGUGUGCAUGGCGAUGCGGUGAAGCUCCUCAGAAUCAUGAGCGCCCUCAAGGUCGAAAGACUCUCCGACGCAGAGUGA